Messenger RNA from Pelagomonas calceolata, 2432 nucleotides. Lineage: Eukaryota; Pelagophyceae; Pelagomonadales; Pelagomonadaceae. The record is from the annotation of a GenBank genome assembly.
CAGCCGCCAUGGCGCAAUCCGCAAGAACGAAACACCUGAAGGCCCUAGGGUUGCCCGACACCGCCGACGACGCCUCCAUAAAAAAAGCCUUCCGCAAGCUCGCCCUCAUGUACCACCCCGACCGCAACCCGACGAAUGUGGAAGAGGCGACCGAGCGCUUCAAGCAGAUCAACGAGGCGAAUACCUACUUGACGUCUGCUGCGGGGCGGGUGCGGACACCACCUGCACCAGAGCCGGCGCCUACGAGGCCACCACCAAGACGUAGGCCGCCGGCGCCGCACCGACCGCCCCCCUCGGAAAAGCCCAAGCCCAAGCCCACCGAGGAGGAGGCCGACCUCAAGCGAGCGCAACGGCACCACGCCGCCGCGGAAGCUAGGAGGCAGGUUCAAGAGAGAGAAACUCGACGGCGCGCGUCGGCCGCUGCGGCGCGAAAACGCGAAGCCGACGACCUCGCGGCUCAAAUGGCGGCCAACGAGAAGCGCCAGAACGACCGCCAGCGGAAAGAUAGCAUCAAUGCGGCCAAAGCACGGGAGGCUGAAAGGAACCGCCAGCAAGAGAAAUUAAGGAAUGAAGCUCGUGUCAAGCGAGAGCGCGAGGAGGAGAUUCGCAGACGGCGGCAGGAGGCCGAGGAUCGCGAGCAGGAGAGGAUACGGCGGGAACGGUUCGAGGUCCACGCUAGAGAGGCUCGGGAACGGGAGCAGCAGCGCGAAGCUGCUCGAGCCGAGAAAUUGCGGAGGGCAAGGAGCGACCCCUUUCCCCGGGCACACGACGACGACAUCGAGACGCACGACAUGACUGAAGAUGAUGAGGCGUGGUCCGCGCGCGGCGUCCCGUUUCACGCCAUCGUCAUGCAUCGUCUCCCGGAGAGCGGGUCGUGGGUGGUCUUUUUUUCGAUUUCGAGGCCGUUCCGGGCGAGGCGCGGGCGAGGCGGGGUCGCUGCGAUGGCGCAGAGGUCCCCCGAGAGUUCGCGCGAUGGCGUAGGGUCGCGGCGAUGGCGUGGGAUUGCGUCGAUGGCGAGACGGGGAACGAACAACAACCGCGAUGCUCCGCGCAGGUGGCGGUCCCAGCAGAAGAACAACACGCGGGGCAUGUCCACGUCGGCCUGGCGCACGGAACCGGAGGAGGAGGACCCGGAAGAGGCGGCUCGACGCGCCCACGCCGAGGCCUUUGCGGCGGCCGCUCGUGCGAGAUCCGCGGGCGAGCUAGCUGAGGCAGAAAGACUCUACGCGAAAGCGCAACAACAGAUGGACGCGGCCAGAGACCACCGCAAGAAACAAACAGAAGCAGCCGCGAAGAAGGCAAGGGAGGAGGCCUGGCACGCGAACGACGGCUUCUACAAGGAGUGUGCCACUGCCGCCGCCCAAGCUCUCAACGAUAACGAGGAGCUCGACAACCUCAUGAAGAAGUUCGGCGGCACGAGUCCGCUGGGAAGGACCUUCGUGGCCCAUUCCAACGGCACGAUCCGACCCUCGCACCAAUUGCUCCUGAAGCCGGGCUGCAAAGUCGUAUUGAAGGACCUCAUCAGUAAGCCGGAACUCAACAACCAACUGGCCAUCAUCGAGAGGUACGACGACAAGAAGCAGCGGUACCAGAUUAAAAUCGAAGAUAGCGGGGCGAUCAUAGCUCUCAAGCCCCAAAACUUAAAACAGAUCACGGACGCCUUCCGGCGGGACGGGGCUUUGGUCGAGCCGCCGUCACGGUUGCGAGUCGUCGGGACGCAGGCGACUUCUCUUGAGUUGGAGUGGGAUUCAGGAGCAGGUGACCAGUGGCAACUGCAGUGGUCCUGCGACGGGGGGUUGACCUGGGAAUCGGCGUCGCGUAAUCUCGAGGCUCCUAAGGUUAGGAAGCGCAAUCUACAACCAGGUACGCACGUCAUGUUUCGGGUUCGAACUUUACAAGGAGAUCGGUUCUCGCCGUGGGCGACGUGUGAAGGGCGGACGGCCCAGAAAUCACCCGAAAAAUCUGCGUUUGCGUCGGCGGUGGAGUCCGACGUGAAGAAGCGCCAAUCGACCGUAAGGCAGUCGCACGAGUCCGAUGAUAGUGCCGCGCGCGGCCUCGAAGACGCUUUUGCUAGAGCCUCGGCCUGGGCCGCGUCGUCGCCCUCAUUACGGGGCGAGCAGCGCUGGCACGAGCUCGUGGAGAAUUCUACCGGAGACACCUUCUUCUGGAACGAGGCGUCCGGCGAGACGCGCUGGGAGCGCGAUCCCUCCUGGCUCCAGAAGAUCGACGAAAGCGGCGAGGAGUACUGGUUGUCUCAAGGUUCACCGGGCCGGUCCCCCGGGAGAAGGCGCUCGCGGUUUCGGUCCCAGGAGGGGGCUACAGCUAGAGGGCCGCCGUCGUUCGACGAGUUCCUGCGGCCCGACGUCGUGGCGAGCGGCUAGUUUUCGUAACUACUGUGGUGUGUGUCACUUUCUUCAAGACUAGUUACCCAG